Messenger RNA from Hevea brasiliensis (rubber tree), 884 nucleotides. RefSeq lists its product as uncharacterized. NCBI's taxonomy places the organism in Eukaryota, Viridiplantae, Streptophyta, Magnoliopsida, Malpighiales, Euphorbiaceae. The record is from RefSeq and is a predicted model, not a curated record. The transcript is spliced from 2 exons. Bases 38 to 679 code for a protein of 213 amino acids.
UCAAAUUGAAGAACCUCUAAUACACAUAACUAAAAAGAUGGGUUGCUGGUCUGCUGAGAAUGCUACAAAUGCCUACCUCAAAACCUUGAGAAUGGGCAAAAAAGCAAAAGAGCCAGAUGUAGCUGAGUUCAUCUCAGCAUUAGCAGCAGGCAAUAAUGCACAACUAAUGGUUGUGGCAUGUGCCAGUUCUGCCAUUUCCAACGUGCUAGCCCUAGUGGCUGCAGCUCACCAAACUGGCGGUCUUGUCAUUUGCAUCCUUCGUGAUCACGAAGAAUUGCAAAUAUCCAGACAAGUCCUAGGCUUGGAUGCCUGUCACAUUGAGUUUGUUAUUGGAGAAGCUCAAAAUCUUCUGUUAACCAACUAUAGUGAAGCAGACUUUGUACUAAUUGAUUGUAACCUGGAGAACCAUGAAGGCAUUCUUGGAGCAGUUCAAGCUAGCAGGAAGCGAAAUGGCGCAGUUGUUGUAGGUUAUAAUGCAUUUACCAAAGCAUCGUGGUGGUCAAGUGGAUCAAAAACCCAGUUGCUGCCUAUAGGAGAAGGGUUAUUAGUAACUAGAAUAGCUGCGAGUGCCAAGAUUGGAAAGAGGAGCAGUCACUGGGUUGUUAAGGUAGAUAAAUGCACUGGCGAAGAGCAUGUGUUCAGAGUCAGAUUCCCACAAGGGAAACAAAUUGAAGCUUGAACUUUCUUUUAAAGCUUCCUUGGCUGCACAGGAGUAAAUUAAAAUUUUGAAAUUUUCUUUUCAUUUUCUCCCUUUUCUUGCUAGGCCAGCCAGAGGAAGCAUGAAGUUUUAGCUCUAAUUUAGAGUAUCAUAUGAUUUAGUUCCUUAAAAGAAUCGCAUGUAAGAUGUAAAUUGCCAUCUAUAUACCUCCAAUAGGGUUAAUUUA